UUCUGUCUCAUUUUAUUUGUGCCACUAAGUGAUGAAGCUUGGUUGAUUUUGAAGGUCCAUAUUACUCAAGGUGAUCAUGAUGGGUCGGCAAUAAUAGUAUCAUGGGUGACACCUGAUGAGCCUGGUUCAAGCUUAGUCCUGUACGGGACAUCUGAAAACCACCUUACUUUCUCAGCUGAGGGUAGGGUGCAUCAAUACAAAUACUACAACUACACCUCAGGAUACAUUCAUCAUUGCAAUAUCAGAAAUUUGAAGUAUGAUACAAAGUAUUACUAUGCAGUUGGGGUUGGACAUACACUGAGGAAGUUUUGGUUCACAACACCUCCAAAAGUCGGCCUCGAUGUUCCUUACACAUUUGGCCUUAUAGGUGACCUUGGACAAAGUUUUGAUUCAAAUCGUACACUUACUCAUUAUGAAUCAAACCCAAUAAAAGGGCAGGCAGUGCUAUUUGUGGGUGAUCUUUCUUAUGCUGAUAACUACAUGUAUCACGACAAUGUUAGAUGGGACACUUGGGGAAGGUUUACUGAGAGAAGUGCUGCAUAUCAGCCUUGGAUUUGGACUGCAGGGAAUCAUGAGAUAGACUUUGCGCCCGAGAUUGGUGAAGGUGUUCCUUUCAAGCCUUACAAAAAUCGAUAUCAUGUCCCAUACAAAGCUUCAGGUAGUACAGCUCCAUUCUGGUAUUCCAUCAAGCGAGCCUCAGCAUACAUCAUUGUCCUCGCUUCAUAUUCAGCAUACGGGAAAUACACUCCUCAGUACAAAUGGCUCGAGGCUGAGCUGCCAAAAGUAAAUAGAACCGAGACCCCUUGGCUAAUUGUUCUUAUGCAUUCCCCAUGGUACAAUAGUUAUAAUUACCACUACAUGGAGGGUGAAACCAUGAGAGUUAUAUACGAGCCAUGGUUUGUAAACUAUAAGGUUGACGUUGUAUUUGCUGGCCAUGUUCAUGCAUAUGAACGCAGUGAAAGGAUAUCAAACAUUGCAUAUAAUAUUAUGAAUGGGCAAUGCAAUCCUGUUCCUGACCAGUCUGCCCCGGUGUAUAUCACUAUUGGUGAUGGUGGAAAUCAAGAAGGGCUUGCUAAAAACAUGACAGAGCCUCAGCCAAAGUACUCGGCAUUCAGGGAGGCUAGUUUUGGCCAUGCCAUAUUUGAUGUGAAGAAUAGAACACACGCUUAUUAUUCCUGGCAUCGCAACCAAGAUGGCUACGCGGUGGAAGCUGAUACACUGUGGUUCUACAACAGAUUUUGGCACCCUAUGGAGGAAUCAUCAGCAUCUGUAUGACUGAGAACUUUGGCUACAGGCUUCUUUCUUCAGCAACAGCCACCUUGAA
Molecule: messenger RNA, 1324 nt
Organism: Dendrobium catenatum
Lineage: Eukaryota; Viridiplantae; Streptophyta; Magnoliopsida; Asparagales; Orchidaceae
Product: purple acid phosphatase 2-like
Exons: 7
Molecular function (GO): acid phosphatase activity; metal ion binding
Source: RefSeq, a predicted model, not a curated record